Messenger RNA from Spinacia oleracea (spinach), 3024 nucleotides. RefSeq lists its product as uncharacterized. The transcript has 7 exons. The record is from RefSeq and is a predicted model, not a curated record. Bases 1 to 3024 code for a protein of 1007 amino acids. Gene Ontology annotation, biological process: DNA repair; telomere maintenance. Gene Ontology annotation, molecular function: DNA helicase activity. NCBI's taxonomy places the organism in Eukaryota, Viridiplantae, Streptophyta, Magnoliopsida, Caryophyllales, Amaranthaceae.
AUGUGGUUUGAAGAGAGAGCAAGGAAAGAUCGAGUUACAGAUCCAAAGUUUUCACAAUGUUGCAUGCAAGGAAAGGUCCAACUUCCUAAGCUUCAAGAACCACCUCAAACACUUCAGAAUCUCUAUAAGACUAAAGGUGCUAAAAGCAGAAGUUUCCUUGAUAAUAUACGAGCAUUUAACAUGAUGUUUGCUUUUACUUCAAUGGGUGGAAAGAUUGAUUCAUCUGUGAAUAGAGGACGUGGACCAUCUACCUUUAGAUUGCAUGGCCAAAAUUACCACAGGAUAGGGAGUUUACUACCACCGACAGGAUCAUCUCCAAAGUUUUCACAUUCAAGUAAUACAAAAAACUCAUUAGAUGGUGCUAUUGUUGAGGAUCUUCGACAUAUGCUUGAUGAACAUAAUCCCCUAGCAAAGGCGUUUAGAGGGGCAAGGGACCGAUUUGAAUCCAAUAAUCAUCAUGGCAGUGUUAAACUGAAACUCAUUGGACGAAGAGAAUCUGAUGGAAGGACAUAUAAUUUGCCUACUGCUUCUGAAGUAGCUGCUCUAAUUGUUGGUUAUAUUGGAAGUUCUACGGAAGAAAGGGAUAUCAUAUUAGAGACGCAAAGCGGUCAAUUACAACGUAUAACUGAGUUGCAUCCCUCUUAUCUAGCCCUACAAUAUCCCUUAUUAUUCCCAUAUGGAGAGGAUCGAUACAGACUUGGUAUUCAACUAAGGGACACAUCCAAACGUCAAAAAAGAAAGAAACUGACUAUGAGAGAGUUUUUGGCUUAUAGAAUUCAUGAGAGACGUGAUGAGGCCAAGACUCUUUUGUGGGCUCGGAAAUUACUCCAACAAUUUUUGGUUGAUGGUCUUACAAUGAUAGAAUCUGAAAGGUUGUGCUAUGUCCGAACCCAUCAAAAGAAUUUGAGAGCAGAUAAUUACAAGAAUGUGACAAAGGCUAGAAUGGGAGAAAACACGAACUCUUUUUCUACCGGAAAACGCAUUGUGUUACCUUCAUCUUUUACCGGUGGUGCUAGAUAUAUGGUUCAAAACUAUCAGGAUGCUAUGGCUAUUUGCAAAUGGUAUGGAUAUCCUGAUUUGUUUAUCACUUUCACUUGCCAUCCAAAAUGGCCAGAAAUCAUGAGAUAUGUGCAACAAAGAGGACUUAAACCAGAAGAUCGACCGGAUAUUCUAUGUAGAAUUUUCAAAAUCAAACUUGAUCAGUUGACAAGAGAUUUGAAGGAUGGGAAAAUAUUUGGAGGAGUACAGUCAGUGAUCUAUACAGUUGAAUUUCAAAAGCGUGGCCUACCUCAUGCUCAUAUUUUGUUGUUCUUGAACCAAGAACAAGCCCCGUGUAUGAAAGAUGGGAAGUGUUCAAAACAUUACCCUAAAAAGUUCAAUGAAAGAACAACGAUUGGUGAUGAUGGAUAUGCUAAUUAUAGGAGGAGGAAUAACGGUAGGACAGUAGAAAAGAAUGGAGUUACUUUAGAUAAUAGAUAUGUUGUUCCAUACAAUCCUUAUCUACUCAUGAAAUAUGGAGCUCAUAUCAAUGUUGAAUGGUACAUUUCUCCAUGUGAAGCAGUUUGGAGAAUCCUUGGAUAUGAUAUUCAUUAUCGAACUCCAUCAGUUCAAAGGUUGAGCUUUCAUCUACCUAAUGAACAAAGUAUUGUAUUUGAAGAUGAUGAGCCACUCGAUAACAUUAUUAACAAACCCGGAAUUGACCAGACAAUGUUUUUGGGCUGGAUGGAAUUGAAUAAAACAGAUCCAAUAGCAAGACAAUUAACUUAUGCUGAAAUUCCAACAAAGUUCGUGUGGAACAAGGAUGGAAGUAGAGAAUGGAGCACGAGGAAACAAAGAUUAUCUAUUGGGAGAGUAUAUUAUGUACCUCCGGGCAGUGGAGAAUUGUACUAUUUGAGUGCUUUGUUGAAUACAAUUCAAGGUGCAACAUGUUACAAAGACAUCAGGAUUGUUAAUGGUGUAUUGUACUCCUCAUUCAAAGAAGCUUGCUAUGCACGUGGAUUACUAGAUGAUGACAAAGAAUAUAUUGAUGUAUGUCUAGACCCGAAUUUGUAUAGGAGCAAAUAUGGAAAUUCCUUGGAGACGAUAUUCUUCAUAGGCAAAAACGUAUCCUCCAAAUACCUGAAAGAGGUUUAUGAGGAAAUAAUGGGUGCUCUGGCAGAAGAUAAAGGGGGUGUUUUCUUCCUUUACGGAUAUGGAGGCACAGGAAAAACAUUCAUGUGGAAAACUCUAUCGGCGGCUAUUAGAUGCCAAGGUGAAAUUGUACUUAAUGUGGCAUCAAGUGGAAUUGCGUCUCUUCUUCUUCCCGAAGGCAGAACUGCUCAUUCUAGAUUUGCAAUUCCUAUCAAUGUGAAUGAAGAUACAACUUGCGAUAUUAAACAAAUAGCACCAUUGGCUGAACUUUUAAUUAGGACAAAGCUCAUUAUUUGGGAUGAAGCACCAAUGGUUAACAAGUUUUGUUUUGAAGCUCUAGAUAGAAGUUUGAGAGAUAUUCACAGAUUUUCAAAUCCAAAUAGUAUGGAACAACCAUUUGGUGGAAAGGUUGUUGUUUUUGGAGGAGACUUUCGACAAAUUUUACCGGUUGUCCCAAAGGGAAGUCGUCAAGAUAUUGUUUUUGCAGCCAUAAACUCUUCCUAUUUAUGGAAUUUUUGUCGAGUGUUAUCUCUGACACGAAACAUGAGACUGCAAGUGGGAAGUUCAGAAGAUUCAAAUGAGAUUAGAGAAUUUUCAGAGUGGAUAUUGAGAAUCGGAGAUGGUAAGGAAGGAGAACCUAAUGAUGGGGAGACUACCAUAGAGAUUCCAGAUGAUGUGUUGAUUAGAGAUGUAGCAACUAAUCCUGUUGCAGCAAUUGUUGAUAGUAUCUACCCAUCUGUCUUGGAGAACUUGGAUGACCCAAAGUUUUUCCAAGAUAGAGCUAUUCUUGCUCCAACAAACGAGUGUGUAGAGGAGGUAAAUGAACAUUUGCUGUCCAUGAUAUCAGGAGAACAUGAUAUCAGGAGAACAGAAAAUAUACCUAAGUUCAUAUAG